This is a messenger RNA of Cylicocyclus nassatus, 3366 nucleotides long. NCBI's taxonomy places the organism in Eukaryota, Metazoa, Nematoda, Chromadorea, Rhabditida, Strongylidae. The record is from the annotation of a GenBank genome assembly.
AUGGAGUUCUCGCGUUCGCGGUCAGUGGUUGUACGAGUUCCCCGCCGACCCGCUACUGUCGAUCGCGGCGUAAAUACAGAAUCGGAAGGAGGAUUGUUGCAGUCGCUCAUUCACCCGAAGCUUACCGGCUCCAAAAUGACGGUAUCGAGUGUGGAGAAUGAUCUAGCUGUAGCUAUACUAAUGAAGAACGAGGCAAUGGUGAAGUCGAUGAUAUAUGAUGGUAUCGAUGUUAAUUAUACCGACUCGAUAGGUAGCACACCUCUGCAUUAUGCCGCUUUUACUGGAGAUGUAAAAUUAUCGCUUAUGUUGUUAGAGACUGGUGCGGACAUGGAUGCUCAAGAUAACUUCGGAUUGACACCCCUGCAUAGAGCUAUCGCUGCUUUACAUUAUGAUGUUGCCAAGAUGCUUAUUAGUAAAGGAUGCAGGACGGACAUUCAGUGUAAAGCUUUACAAACUCCUCUCCACAUCUGUGCUAUCCACAAUGUGCCCAGUGUUGCGGAACUGUUGGUUCAAAAGCACUAUCGUGCGCUGCAUGCUGCCGAUACUCGUGGCUGUACUGCGUUGCAUCAUGCUGCUUACCAUGGAAAUGUGGACGUGGCCGAGCAUCUUCUGAAAGCUGGAAUAAACAUGGCAGCAGUCGAUAAGCUUGGACGUACGGCAGUACAUUCAAUGGCGUGCGGCGGAAGUUUGGAAAUGUUGAAAGUUUUGAGAGAAGCAGGCGCUAAUUUCAAAGUGUCCGACUCACGUGGGAGAACCAUAACGCACUACGCAGCUAUGGCUUCCCAAACUGAGCUGCUCAGAGCAAUACUGGAGAUUGACGACAAAGAUGUCAAUGCAACCGACAAAGAUGGUUAUACACCGCUGCAUUACGCUGUUCAAAAUGGACAAAAUACAAGAAUAAUUGAGCUAUUGCUGGAAAAGGGCAGCGAUAUAUCUGUGGCAGCUCAUGAUGGUAGUACAGCACUGCACGUGGCAGCUACAUUAGCGGAAUCCGCUAUUCCAAUUGAGUAUCUGGUCAAGUGCAAAGGUAUAGACUUGAACGCAAAGAACAAUGAUGGAAUGACACCUUUGCAUCUUGCCAGCGAGUGGUCGAAGGUGUCACGUGUGGAUGCACUGAUACAAGCUGGAGCGGAGAUUGAUGCAAGGUCAAACGAUGAUGCUACUCCCUUACACUGUGCUUCCAUUGGUGGACAUCAGCUGGUGGUUAAGCACCUGCUCAAAGCCGGUGCUGACGUGAACGCCAGGAUGAAAGGGGAUUUUACUCCGCUUCACUUGGCUGCCUAUAAUUCAUGUCGAACAGUGGUGCAAACAUUGGUAGAAAUGGGAGCGGACAAAGAAGCAAAGGAUGCAUCUUCCAGAACUCCGCUCCUGUUAGCUUCGGGUAGCAUCGCGAGUAAUGGAGCUUUCACUGUGGAAUACCUCGUAAAAAGCAAAGCUGAUGUAAAUGCGACAGAUGAUAGUGGCGUAACGCCUUUGCACUGGGCUGCAUCGAGAGGCUUGGAAAAGACGGUGGGCUUUCUUCUGAAAGGAGGAGCUGAAGUGGACAAAGUUGACAGAUAUGGUCGCAAUGCUCUUCACAUGGCCGUACUUUCCCGUUCUCGUGUCACGCAAGGGCUGCUAUGUGACGCAAGCCCGAAAGCGGUCAGAAGCCAAGAUUGCAAUGGUUUCUAUCCUCUGCAUUAUGCAGCUUUCAAAGGCGACGAUAAACUUUGCACCUAUCUGCUUAAAUUGAUGGAUGCAGCGGAGAUGCCGUCAUCCGGCGUUUCUCGAGCAAUUACACCGCUACAUUUGGCAGCCAUGCAUAAUGUGGCAAAACCAUUGCUUCCUUUGGCUGAAGCUGUUAAGAAGAAAUCCUCAGCCACUCAUAAUCUGACUAGGAAUCGUGCUAUUGUGGAUCGACCAUUGUUCGCAGUCAUGGAUGCCAAAAAACGCAUUCCUCUGCAUUAUGCAAUGAAAUAUGGUAAUUACGAGCCAACCAAAACGCUCCUCAGUCAGCCAGGUGCAGAGCUAUGCCUUACGUGGCGGGACAAAGAUGAAAUGACUCCGUUACACUUUGCUGCUGCAAAUGGCAAGAACACCUGCAUAGAAUGGGUACUGAGGAAUUUUAGCAAGAUUAGUGUGAAUAGAAGAGACUCCAAAGGAAGGUCAGCAGGCAUGCUUUCCCUUACCUCGCUUUCCGGUCCAUACUGGCCUCUUAUUCAAAAGAGCAACAUGGAAAGAUGCGAUAAUAUGGGUAGAGGUUACCUUCACCGUGCUGUUUAUUCCAAGUGCGAAGACGCCUUGAGAAGAGUGCUGGACAAAUGUAAUCCAAACCUGAAAGACGUGAACGGAGUAACACCGCUACAUGUAGCAGCUGCCAUCGGAUGGCGUGAUGCUGUGGUCAUACUUCUGAAUAAAGGAGCAGACCCAACCCUUGCUGACAACAGAGGUUUCACAGCAAUUGACUGGGCUGCUGCAUACAACAAGCUGGAUAUUCUGAAUGUGCUGCUACCCACCUCAGCGAGAUCCAGCCCUACCAGUCUAGAUUCUGCACUUGGAAGCGCUGGUAACACCUCAUCUCCCUUCGAUGCAUCUGGGGAGGCUUUACCUGGAGAUAUUGAUGGGACAACGAACACAGCGGCUGAUGUCAAACCUUUGCAUGAAACCGAACCAUGUGGACGAGCCGGCUUACUUUUUGCCGCCUACUUCGGCCACCUACAAGCGGUCACUCGUUUGUUAGAGUACAAUCCAAGACUUAUCGAUGUGCGUGAUCCUCAUGGGCGAACUGCUCUACAUCUUGCGGCAUGGCGAGGAUGUUAUGACUGCGUUGACUAUCUGGUAGGAAAAGGCGUUUCCGUAGAGGCUGUUGACAAUAAUGGAGCCACAGCGCUGAUGUACGCUGUCAGAGAUCCGAAGUCUGUCCAUAUCGUAGAAUAUCUCCUCAGCCUUGGAGUUGAUCUGUUUAAAAAAGAUUGCAAUGGUAAUACUGUGCUUCAUCAUUGUUGUUUGAGUAAAAAUGAAGAAAGUGGAAAGGUAUUGACUGCUGUCCUGGACAAAUAUGAUCGGCAACGAGUUCUGUGCAAUGCUACAAAUGAAAAUGGUGAAACUGCAUUACAUAUUGCUGUAAGAAAUGGCCUUAUCGAAUUUUUGUUGAUGUUUAUUCCGUACGGGUCAAAAUCCAUAUCGAUAGCGGAUGCUCAUGGACGCAUACCGUUGAUGUGCGGUACUGAUGAUCCAGAUAUUAUAGACUGUAUGAGAUUAGUGCUCGCUUGUAUGAUGGACACCCCUGCAUCCGAGCUGUCCAGCAUCUUCUUUAGCGAUCGGCGUCAGAGCCAAUCAACCGUUCGCAAAUCUUCGUUGGACACUGAAGAUGCUGAGUUUUAUUAG